Molecule: messenger RNA, 1644 nt
Organism: Lolium rigidum
Lineage: Eukaryota; Viridiplantae; Streptophyta; Magnoliopsida; Poales; Poaceae
Product: ATPase family AAA domain-containing protein At1g05910-like
Exons: 7
Coding region: 13-1644 (543 amino acids)
Source: RefSeq, a predicted model, not a curated record
GGAGGAGGGGGUAUGGCGGGAAUGGAUGGGAAGGGUGACGGCCCGGUGGCGCCCGUGAGGAGCAGCGACCGGCUGCGGCAGCGGCCCAAGUACUACGGGCGGGGGUUUCUCUACUACUCACCCAACAUGCGCAACAAGAUGAACAACAAGAAGCGGGCGGCUGCGUCGCAGAUCGCCAAGAAGAUGCUUCGCAAGCCGGCUGCGCGGGAUCCUCCGGCUGAUUCUGUUGCAGCAAAUCUGCGCCGUUCAACGCGAAAGCGAAGAGUGUCUGUAACUCUGGAUGGCUACGGCACAGAUAGUUCCAGUAUGGAAGAUGAUGAUCUUAUGAGACCCAGAUAUCGGUCUUCAAAGAGUAAAGUGAACGAUCAAGCAUCGGAACGGCCUAAACGCAAGAAUAUGUCUAACUCUAACUCCAUGCCCCGCCGUGAAGGUUUAAGGCCUAGAAGAUCUCUGCGGGGACAAAGGCAUCUUCCAUUCCAAGAUUCUGAUGAUGACCAGGAAAGUUCUGAAGAACAUACGCAAGAUCAGAGAGAAAAUGGUAAUGAUAUUGAAGAGGAUGAUGCCAAUGAAGAGGAGGUUGAUGGAGGUGAUGAAGCUGAAGAAGAUGGAGAUGAUGAAGACGGCGAGGAAGAGCCAGAAGGAAGGAAAAAAUAUGAUCUAAGGGAUCGUGCAGAAGUUCGUAGACCUUCCCCACGGAAGGAAGUGAAGCACAGACCACAAUCUCCCCGCAGAGUACUUGUACAUGGUGCUGGUCCAAAGAACAGCAAGUAUUUGAAAAAAAGUGGGUCACGCAUGCACAAGCGCCCUCGUUUUUCAAUGCCAGAUGAUUCAGAUGAUUCUCUCCUUGUGGACGAGCCAGAUGAAGGUCCAUCCAUGCCAUGGAUGCGUAGUGGGAGAGGAGGUAUGCCAUGGCUUUUGGGUGGAAUGGAUAUGCAUGACUGUGAACAGCUCAGGGCUGUAUUAAUGACUCUGUUGAAUGAGUUGGCAUCCAACCUUCCAGUUUUGUUGCUGGGAACUUCAUCAGUGGCCUUUGAUGACCUCCGAAGAGAUCCUGAAGCUGAUAAAAGCAACUACUUGGAGCAGGAUAGCAGCAAGCAGUUUUUGAAAGCCUACAAAGUGGUUCCAGAGAUGAUCAAAGCAGCUACAGAAUUUGUGUAUAUCUUGAUCAGUUCUGCCUGGACUUGGGAGUACCACUUGUGCAUCGAUGAGGAUAAGGAUGCACAAGCCAGGACAGAGAGGGAGAAUAAAAAAUGGAAGAAUGAGAAGCGUGUGAGUGGGCCCCGACCGUUGAGGAGGCGGCGCUUGGACUGGGGCCAGAAGCUUCUGAAUCUGGGCAGCGCGCACGCCUCACCGCCCGCAGCAUCUCCUCGCACUUCCUCCGCCGCCCUCGCCGCCGCCGCCGCCUGUUGCAGUCAACGGGGAACUCUGAUGCUGGAUGGUGCUAGUGAAACAAGUGACAGGGAGCGUUCUAUUCGACCGAUUGGAAUUGAACGGUCGGGAUGGAUGGGCAUGUUGGAUAACUACCUCCUCCAGUCCGCCGCCUGGGUUUCUUGCCGGAAGCAGAAGCUCUCCCUCUUGGACUGGAUACUUAAUGGAGGUUAUCCAUUUCCAUGGCGAGCUCUGCUGCGGCCAGGAGCUUCGUGA